UUUUGGACCAAUCAGCGCCCAGGCGAGGCGAGGGCGUGAGGGUCCGCAGUCUAGAGGGUACAGUCAGUCCUUUGGGCGAAUUGACUGCACACGCGACCAGCGUCUCUCACGCCCAUCUUUUUUAGUUCAGAAGAAGAAGAAGUCACCAUGGCGGACGAGGAAGCAAAGAAGAAGCAGGAGGAGAUCGACCGCAAGAAGGCGGAGGUCCGCAAGCGCCUCGAGGAGCAGAGCGCUAAGAAGCAGAAGAAGGGUUUCAUGACCCCUGAGCGUAAGAAGAAGCUCAGGUUGUUGCUCCGUAAGAAGGCCGCUGAGGAAUUGAAGAAGGAACAGGAGAGGAAGGCCGCUGAGAGGCGUAGGAUCAUUGAUGAGCGUUGUGGCAAGGCCAAGAACCUCGAUGGUGCAAACGAAGACGCCCUUCGCGCAAUUUGUAAAGAAUACCACGAACACAUCGCCAACAUUGAGAGCGGCAAGUAUGAUCUUGAGAUGGAAAUCAUGAGGAAGGACUAUGAGAUCAACGAGCUGAACAUUCAGGUCAACGAUCUGCGUGGCAAGUUCAUCAAACCUACCCUGAAGAAGGUGUCCAAGUACGAGAACAAAUUCGCCAAGCUGCAGAAGAAGGCUGCUGAGUUCAACUUCAGGAAUCAGCUGAAGACUGUCAAGAAGAAGGAGUUCGAGCUCGAGGAUGACAAGGGCGCGACAAAGCCUGACUGGGCGGCAGGCGGACCAGGAGCCGCUAAGAAGGAAGGGGAAGAGGGCGCUCCGGCGGAGGGUGAUGCUCCUGCAGAGGAAGCCGCUGCGUAAGAAGGAUGACCCACCUACAGGAGAAGCAGCAGAAGGAGAAGAAGAUGUACGUGUACUGUGUCGUCGUCGUCGUCUGUGGCAACCUGCGUCCCCUGUAAUUCUUCGUGUCCCGCCAAAGUGUAUUUUCUCAUUAAGCACUAAUCAAAUUCCGAGCGAAACUUCAAACUUCGAAGCUGAUGUCAGUAUCGAAGACGUCACCAACAAAGAAUCAUUGAUCACGUCGGUUGUAGAUAUUGACUCGAAAUUGCGUUGUUAUAAUCAGCAUGAGAUUUACACCAACUGUUUGAGCAAGUGCUCGGCGCUCUCAACAAAUCGAAGAGCCUCGCGGCUCUGGACUGACUGUGAACAUCUAUAUAACUGCUUCUAUAUCAAUAAUAAAUUUGUAUUACUGA
Molecule: messenger RNA, 1193 nt
Organism: Penaeus chinensis
Lineage: Eukaryota; Metazoa; Arthropoda; Malacostraca; Decapoda; Penaeidae
Gene: wupA
Product: troponin I
Exons: 11
Coding region: 148-801 (217 amino acids)
Biological process (GO): muscle contraction
Cellular component (GO): troponin complex
Source: RefSeq, a predicted model, not a curated record